Molecule: messenger RNA, 504 nt
Organism: Rotaria sp. Silwood1
Lineage: Eukaryota; Metazoa; Rotifera; Eurotatoria; Philodinida; Philodinidae
Source: the annotation of a GenBank genome assembly
AUGUUCUUUAUUUCAUUUAAAUUAUUUCUUUCACCGAGUCUUGAUCUUCAUGCAUCUCGAUCAUUUCUAUCAAAUUCAGAUAAUAGUGAACUAGUCAUAUUUCAUAUUGAUGCUAAUCCUAAACUAAAUCAUAUUAAACCAUUUAGUGAUAUCACUUUAAAAAGUUCUUAUUCAGAUGAAGAAGAAGUUCUUUUUAUACUAGGAUCAAUUUUUCAAUUAAUUAAUAUUUAUCAUCAUCAAGAUGGAAUAUGGAUGAUUCAGAUAAAACUAUGUAGUUAUAAUGAUCGUCAAUUAAAAUCACUUUUUCAAUAUAUAAAAAAUGAAUAUGAUGAUGAAGAAAAAACUCUUCUUUCGUUUGGACAUAUUUUAGAAGAUAUGGGAAAAUAUGAUGAUGCUGAAAAAUAUUAUCGUCGAUUAUUAAAUGAAUUAACUUAUGAUCAUAUAGAUCUUGCUGCAUGUUAUCUUUCACUUGGUAAUGUAGUUCAUGAAUCAAAUCUUGAAUGA